GAUUCUGGAAUGAUAUUAACUGCGGUGUGGCAUUGCCCUCUAUCUGUGAAAGAAGUUCUGGCUUUGUCAAUGUCACCAUGUCCCCCUCCACUGUGCAACCAGGAGGCUGUACUCCCGAAUGGACCAUGUUUCGAGGCAAAUGUUACAAGCUUUUUAAUAAUAAGAUGACAUGGCACAAUGCUCGGGACCACUGCAUUUUGCAUGGAGGCAACCUGGUGUCCAUUCUGAGUCAGGAAGAGCAAGCAUUCCUUACUACUCUAAUGCUUGGUUCAGAUGAUGAUGUAUGGACUGGAUUUAAUGAUGUCAAUUGGGAGAUGAGAUUUUUGUGGACCGAUGGUAAAGGUGUCACCUACAUAAACUGGGCCAAGGGUCACCCUUCAUCACACCCAGAUGGGCCUUCCAGGAUGUAUGGCUACUUUGAAUCAGAGAUUUUUGACUGUGUUGUCAUGGUUAGAAGCCCAGAAAAGAUGACAGGUGUGUGGAAAGUUAAAGUCUGUGGAGAUCAAAGAGGUUUCAUCUGCAAAAGGAAAACAGACUCUCAGCUUGCUCGUCCUGUGACAACAGCAUUGCCACAACAUUUCUUCACACUGGCAAAUGAUUCAUACAAGGUUCAAAUGGAGAAAAUGAGCUGGGAUGAAGCUAGGAGACAGUGUAAAGCAGAUGAUGCUGACCUUGCCAGUGUGCUUGAUUCCAUCAGCCAGGCUUACACCAUCCUUAGAGUCAGCAAACUUAAGGAGCCUCUGUGGAUCGGUCUCAAUAGCAACCUGACAAGUGGUCGGUACCGCUGGGUGGACAACUGGCUUCUAAGCUACAGUAAAUGGGCAACAGGAGAGCCCAAAAAUAAUUUCGCUUGUGUAUAUAUUGACACGGAUGGUGACUGGAAAACUACUGCAUGCAGCAACAAGUAUUAUUCCCUAUGCAAGCGAUCCACAGACAUUGCUCCCACAGAUCCACCUCAGAUGCCAGGGAACUGCCCUGAUUCAAAGAAGCAUAAAACCUGGAUCCCUUUUAGAGGACACUGUUAUGCCUUCAUGGCCUCUAGGUCUGACAACUGGGCUCAUGCCACAGUGGAAUGCAUGAGAAUGGGAGCAUCACUGGUGAGUAUCGAAGACCCAAUAGAAUCCAUGUUUAUUAAUCGGAAUACUGAGAUCAUGCAGGAUGGAAUCAAAUCAUUCUGGAUUGGCAUGCACCGCAGUCAUAUGGGAGAAUGGAUGUGGAUUGAUAAUAUGGUGGUAGAUUACACAAACUGGAAACCCCAGAUGCCCAGUGAUUUUGGUAGCUGUGUGGAAGUCCAGUCAAACACUGGUAUGUGGAGUACCACAAACUGCAAUUCUUACAAGCCUUACAUUUGCAAGACUGCAAAAGUUAUACCACCAACAGAGAAACCAUCAAUACGACGUAUGUAA
Sinocyclocheilus anshuiensis is the source of this 1406-nucleotide messenger RNA. RefSeq names its product mannose receptor, C type 1a (gene mrc1a). The transcript has 10 exons. NCBI's taxonomy places the organism in Eukaryota, Metazoa, Chordata, Actinopteri, Cypriniformes, Cyprinidae. The record is from RefSeq and is a predicted model, not a curated record. The annotation marks the transcript as partial.